Messenger RNA from Colletotrichum chrysophilum, 2061 nucleotides. RefSeq lists its product as uncharacterized. Gene Ontology annotation, cellular component: membrane. The transcript is spliced from 2 exons. Gene Ontology annotation, biological process: transmembrane transport. Gene Ontology annotation, molecular function: transmembrane transporter activity. The record is from RefSeq and is a predicted model, not a curated record. Bases 1 to 2061 code for a protein of 686 amino acids. Lineage: Eukaryota; Fungi; Ascomycota; Sordariomycetes; Glomerellales; Glomerellaceae.
AUGACGACCCAUCACCAACGCCAUUCCGCUCCCAUCGGCGUCAUUCCCGUGCCCCACGGCCCCGAGACGGGCCAGGAGCAUGAGGAUUACCCCCGGGAGCACACCACCGAGUACGAGCGCCAGAUCUUCGGCCACGUUACGCGCCCUGACGAUUCAUACACUCCCGAGGGCACCUACUGGGCCGACCUGCCCUUCUGGCAGCGUGUCAGCUUCGUCAGCAAGGUCGACCGCGAUGAGGCCGCCAAGGAGCUUAAGGCCACCGGCGAGAUGAUGAAGAAGGAUCCUCUUUCGCCUCUUGGCUGGUAUUUCCGCAAUGCUGUUCUCCCCGGUGCCGGUCUCGGUCUCGAGGGUUAUGUCCUGUUCUCAAUUGGUAACCUGGAGCCUCUUUUCGCUGCCGCCUGGCCUGAAUGCUGGGGCAAGUCGCAUUCCGCCUGCAGUCAAAAUUGGGUCGCCUCUGUCACUUACCUCGAGAUUGUUGGAAUCAUGAUUGGCCAGGCCGCCGUCGGUGUCAUCGGAGACUGGAUUGGCCGCCGUUGGGGUCUUAUUCAGGACGCCGCCAUCAUGUUCGUCGGUCUGCUGCUUUUGACUGGAAGCUGGGCUAGCUCUCUCCAGGGCUGGGUCAUCUUCUACGCCUGGUCCCUCUUUUUCUACGGUUUCGGUGUUGGCGGCGAAUACCCCAUCACCGCCACCUCCUCCAUGGAGAACUCAGUUACCGCCGGCCGCCUUUCUACUCGCGAGGAUCGUCUUCACCGUGGCCGCAAGGUCACCAUGGCUUUCCUGAUGCAGGGCUGGGGACAGUUUGUUAACCAGGUUGUCCUUAUCGUUUUGCUCGUUAUCUUCAACCGCGGUUACGGCGAUGGUCCCUACUCGCAGACUGCCGCUCAGUACACUUUCCGCCUGUCCUUCGCCUUCCCCGCCAUUGGUACUCUCUGGCUUGUCUACUACAGAAUCUGGAAGAUGCCUCGUGCGAACCAACAGCUCGCACUUGCCAAGAAGAAGCAGGGCGUUACUGGCUACGACAUCAACGCCCUCAAGUACUGUUUCCGUCACUUCGGUGGCCGUCUGCUCGCCACCGCCGGUACUUGGUUCUGCAACGAUGUGUUCUUCUACGGCAACAAGCUCUUCCAGAGCCAGUUUAUCUCUGUCAUAUCCAGCAACCCCGAUUCCCUAUUGACCAAGUGGACUUGGAGCUUGAUCAACGUUGUCGUCUCCCUCGCCGGAUACUACCUCGCCUCUCUUUUCAUCGACAACAAGCUUUACGGUCGCAAGAUGAUGCAACAAGUUGGCUUCCUGAUGUGCUUCGUCAUGUUCGUCAUCCCUGCCUUCAAAUACGAGUACUACACCAGCCCCGCCGGCAUCAAGGCCUUCCAGGCCAUGUACUUCAUCAGCUCGUUCUUCAACCAGUUCGGACCCAACUCCGUCACCUUCCUGGUGGCUGGUGAGGUGUUCCCCACCCCCAUCCGUGCCAGUGCUCACGGUUUCUCCGCCUGUAUCGGAAAGGCCGGCGCCCUCCUCGCCUCCGUUCUGUACAACUACAUUGAUACUCAGACCAAGUUCUACGUCGUUCCCUGGUUCGGUCUGGCCGGUAUGCUUCUCACCUGGCUCUUCCUUCCCGACACCACUGGCCUCGAUCUCAAGGAGCAGGAGCGCCGUUGGACCUACAUCCGCAGCGGCAGGGAGUCUGAGUACCACGGCGUUGCCGUCCACCCGGAGCAUCUCAGUCUGUGGGAGCGCAUUCGCGGUGUUGGCAAGUACUACGACGCUGAGAAGGACCACAAGGCCCAGAUCGAGGAUAUGCGCAAGGAGUGGGAGGACAGACAGGCGGAGCAAGGCGAGAAGGAGCCUGAGGUCUGGGAGGACCACGACCUGUUCUCCGAAGAGAUUCACGGAUACUUCAAGGGCCAGCACAAGGGCAAGGAAUCUACUGGAGGCAUCAUGGCCAACGACGUCGAGGCCUCAGAAUCAUCGUCCGCGAGAGAAAAGGAGACCGGUGAUGAGAUCCAGUCAACCCCGACUGUGGAAGAGACGCGCGAUUCACACCUGAACGAGAAGCAAGGUUAA